Molecule: messenger RNA, 1889 nt
Organism: Gossypium arboreum
Lineage: Eukaryota; Viridiplantae; Streptophyta; Magnoliopsida; Malvales; Malvaceae
Product: protein METABOLIC NETWORK MODULATOR 1
Exons: 5
Coding region: 350-1573 (407 amino acids)
Source: RefSeq, a predicted model, not a curated record
AUAAAAGGAAUUAAAAUAAGAAGCGGAUUUUUGUUAAAAAUGAUUUUGUCUUUAAUCAAAGUUUUAAUUGUUGUUAAGAGAAGCAAAAACCCCAACGAAACACAAGUAACAGGACACCAUCAGAAAAAAGGAUUUUCCUUAUCCUUGAAGUUGACGAAAAUGCUCUGAAAAGACUCAGGUUUGAUUGUUAGAUAUGGAGUGUCUGAGAUUGGUACUUCAGGAAAAUUGAAGAAUCGAAGUAAUAUUAGGUGGCCAGCAUGGCCUUAAUACGAACCUGCAGUGAUGUUGAGAAGGAAGGAACAGGAACAAGAUUUGCAGAAAAGGAGAUUUAUUUGCUGCAAAUACUACGAUGAAUCAAGACAAUGAACAAGACAAUAACCCUGAUGCGUUAGAUGAUUUUCUGCUAAAGCGCAAACGUGGUCGCCCAAGAAAGCACCCAAAACAUGAUUUAAAUCAGGGGGAGAAUGCUCAGAUGCCUUGGAAUCAGAACCUGAACCAUGCUGAGAAUGCCCAUGUCCCACCUGGAUUUGGAGCAGUGAAUGGAAACCGACCCCACCAAGUGAAUCCUGAUGCAAAUGACGUAAUGGUUGGUCAGGCUGUUAGUGGUGUUAUUGAGGCAGCAUUCGAUGCCGGAUAUUUGCUUACUGUUAGGGUUGGCAACUCUGACACCACUUUAAGGGGCGUGGUCUUCAAGCCUGGGCAUUAUGUUCCCAUUUCAGCUGAAAAUGAUGUUGCUCCUAAUCUCCAAAUGAUUAGACGAAACGAGAUUCCCUUCCCACGGGAGAGGAAUGGAACAGCUCAUCCACUCAACGGACCAGCUCUCACCAACCAGGUGCCACGAGCCCGGGCUUCGAAUCUUGGAGCCAUAAAAAACAAGAAUGUGCAGCCAGCGGCAACACAGUUCAAUUCACUACUGUCCAGGGGCACAGUGGUGCCUGUUGUGCUCCAACCUGCUAGUUUAUCAAAUGGGAAAGUUUCCAGCCAACAAUUAAGCCAACCCCCUCAUUUGGUUUCUAAAGGAAAACAAGUUUCUGGAACUGCCAAUGCAACAAAUGAGGAAAAACCUGUCAACCAGAUGGCAACAGUUGGAAACCCGAUAUUUCCUACUCAACCUCAACCUCGGAGUAGUAACCACACCGUGCCCAAAGGCAUACAAAGUGAAACUGUUUCAUAUAGUCAACUUCCAGCAGAGGGUUUACAGGAUAAAGAUGCAAAGUCGAUGACUGGCAUGCCAUUUGAGAAACUACUAUCUGAAGUCAUGAAAAGAGUUCAAGUCCCCCUACAACCACCAGAAGUUCAAGGUGGAAAUUUGUCGGUCAAAGAGUUGGGAAAUAAACUGGAAGAUGAUCAGGCACUCUCUAUCGAACCACUGCAAGCGGUACAGUCCACUCAUUCUUCUUCUAUGCUCAAACCUUUGGAAAAUUUCAGAACUGGCAAGAUGACUGAGCUGUUGCAGGCUGUUCAAGAAAACAUGAGAGAAAACCAAGCAUCUCGGAUCGAACAGCCAGCCAUCAGUUCUGAAGGAACCAUGCUCAGAGAUAAAGCAACGCAUGAUUCAAACAAGCAGUCAUAAGUUUGGAGUGUGGAAUGUUGUAGAGUGUUUUAGUAUAAUGAAAUAGACUAUGUAAAAUGUUUUAAAAUCCUAAACAAGGUGAAGGAGCUAGACUUCCCCGAAGGGCUAACCUAACCUUAAAAGUUAGAGAAGGCUGCAGCAUCGGAUUUUCUUUGCUCUAACCCUUUUAGGAUUAGAACUGUUGCCAUUACUUAGAAUAAAGCUUUUCGUUUUUCAGUUUAUAGAUAUAUAUAGAAAAGCUAUCUUUAUGUAUCUUUAUGUAACUUUAGGCUUUGUAAUAACUUAGUAAACAGGGAAAGACCAGUUUCUUGUUAAA